UCUGGUUGUUUCUUUGUUUGUCCACGUUAGUAUACUAGUAUGGAACAUGAGGAAUACGGAGAUGGGGAAAGCGAUAAGCGGAUCAACCCUUGAUUGCUUGUGGGGACGGAGAUCGACACCUCAGGCAGACACAUUAUCCGACAGGUCGAACUCCGCCAACCACCGCCUUCAUCGCGCCCGCAUUGUGAUAUAGCAGUACAGAACCUCACCUCCAACACCACCACCUCUUCGUCCUCUUCUGUCGGGCUAAGACAGACUCAUUCCCUCGACCAUAACCAGCCAAAACAUAUCCGCACGAAACGAAAAUGUCUUCCCUCACCCCCGAUCAGAUCAAAACCCUCGAGCAAUCGCGUCAACGCCUCGUGCAACUGACGCAUUCCCUGGCCUCGUUGAUCAACAGUCUGAACCAGAGUGAUCCCCUGCCUUCGUGGACCUCCCUGCAAUCCCAAGCCACCAUCAUCAGCAACAACCUCCUCACCAUCUCUGACCACCUCUCGGACAACCGCGCCCUCCUCGCCACCCUCGUCGCCUACCCGGCCCCCUCCUACCCCUCGCGCAAUCCCGCCAACACCGUCGCCCUCGAGCAGCUGCUGCGCACGAAACUCGACCCCCGGGUCGAGGACUGGGUGGCGCGCGGCCGGAAAGCCGGUGGGUCGUUGGCGUCUGCCUCGCCGCCGUUCGGGCCGGGGAACCCGGGGAAUGGCUACGGCGGUGCCGCAGUGGGAGCGGCGGCUGGGGGCGACAGCGGCCAAGGUAAAGGGCUGGAUGAUCUGGCCGCGCUGUCCGAGCUCUGGGAUUGGGCGCCAGUGGAGGCGAACCAGGAGGCGCGGCGGAGGAACUGGGGCGGGAAUUUUACGUUGGAGGAGCGGGAGCGCGGGGUCGGGAAUGUGGCGACUGGGUUGCGGCGGGUGUUGGAGGAUGAUGACAGCGAAAGUGGCAGUGAGGAGGAGGAGAGUGGGGACGAGGAAGGGGAGGGGGAGCCGGAUGAGAUGGAGGUUGUGGGCGUGAGGCGGAAGCCUGGGGUCGGACAGGGCUUGGAGUUCGAUAUUGCGCCGGCUGCCCCCGGGCAUGCUGCACACCAGAAGGUGGUGGCGCCGGUGGUGCCGCUGGAUGAGAUCUUGCGGUUUAUGACCGUCGGGAUUAUGCCGAGUCAGAGGUGAUUUUACUCGUUACACGGAUUACAGGGAGCGGGGGAAGAUUUGUGGGGAAAAGCAGAUUAAAGGUUUUCUGGGGUUGAAGAAGCUAAGAUGGAGGAGGCGGAGGCCACUUAACCACGUCUCCGGGUGGUGGGAGUCUUGCCCGAUGACCUGGGCGAGGAGAUGCCCGAGCUGGUGGCGGUUGGCUUCGGGGUCGAGACGCCCGCGGCGCUGGCGCUGGCAAUAGGCUUGCCCGGGGUCUUCUUCUUGACCUGGGACUUGGCCGGGCUGUUCCAGUAGUACAGCAUCUGAGCCGCGAGGAUCAGGUUCAGCGAGAAUCCAGCAAUGAAUCCGUACAGGAUCAGCUUGUCGUCCACCUCUUGCAGAGUGGUGAAAAUGCGCGACAGAGAACCGGCGAGAUAGUUGAAGACCUGGGACCAAGACAAUUAGCUAUAUUGCCUAUGAGAAGACACCCGUAUCACAAAAGACUUACGGCAAAUGCACUCAGC
Aspergillus uvarum CBS 121591 is the source of this 1645-nucleotide messenger RNA. It is a transcript of the gene med8, whose product is annotated as RNA polymerase II mediator complex subunit MED8. The transcript is spliced from 2 exons. Lineage: Eukaryota; Fungi; Ascomycota; Eurotiomycetes; Eurotiales; Aspergillaceae. Gene Ontology annotation, molecular function: transcription coregulator activity; RNA polymerase II cis-regulatory region sequence-specific DNA binding. Gene Ontology annotation, biological process: regulation of transcription by RNA polymerase II. The record is from RefSeq and is a predicted model, not a curated record. Gene Ontology annotation, cellular component: mediator complex; core mediator complex. Bases 306 to 1160 code for a protein of 284 amino acids.